CAGAAAGUGGAUUAAACGAGUCCUCAACAUAAACGACGCCGUUUUCGAAAAAGAAGAAGAAAUAUGCAGUUGACGGGAAUCAACGGAGAAGAGAAUGGUGCAGAACUGCAGAUGGAAGGACUGAGUGAAGAAGAAAGGAAAGCUCUAAGGGGGAGCAAAUUCGCUCCUCUUCCUCCUCCCUCUUCUCGUUCCCAGCAACCCAGGUUGGCUCACCCCGGCGGCCCAUUGAAAACGAACAAAGCAGCGGCACUGGCCAAGUUUCUGGAGAGGAAGCUUCAAGACCCUAAUGGGUUAACUUCCAUUAAUCCCGACCUUAUUGAAUCGGCUGUCAAAAGCGCCAAGGACACCGUCUCUUCCAGUGGCACUUCAAGGUCUGGAAAAAUUAUUCAUCAUGUUACUUCGUUUGGCGACUCUGAGGACUCUGCUGAAGAAGGGAAAGCGAAAGAGUCAUCAAAGAAACACAAGAAGAAAAAGAAAAAGAAAAAGAAACAUAAAAAACGAAAGAUGGUGGAUGAUAGUGAGCAUGUGAAGUUGAAAAAACCGAAAAAAUAAGUUGAUAAAGUGAAAGAACAAAUUUUUGGUGGUGGUGAGCUAGAAUUAGUUCAAAGGAUGUGUUAUUGUAAUUUUUUUUUGGGUUGCCACCCCCGCUUUUUCUCUACUUUGUCCCUGUUGUUAGAAAACUCUGAUUCUAAAUUAUUUUGGUCCUUGCACAGGUCAGGUUCAGAUGCUCUAGUUAUGGGAUACUUUUACAGAUCCCUUGGAAGAUAGCAAUUUUCUUCUGUUAAAACCUGUAUGAACAUUGGUUAGUGAGCUAAUUCAUCAAUUGUUAUAGGUACUGAAAUUCCAUUUAUUAUAUGGGUUUAUGGUCAAAACAUGUGCAAAUUA
Manihot esculenta (cassava) is the source of this 885-nucleotide messenger RNA. RefSeq lists its product as uncharacterized. Lineage: Eukaryota; Viridiplantae; Streptophyta; Magnoliopsida; Malpighiales; Euphorbiaceae. The record is from RefSeq and is a predicted model, not a curated record. The coding region runs from base 64 to 552 and encodes 162 amino acids. The transcript is spliced from 5 exons.